Molecule: messenger RNA, 1178 nt
Organism: Mercurialis annua (annual mercury)
Lineage: Eukaryota; Viridiplantae; Streptophyta; Magnoliopsida; Malpighiales; Euphorbiaceae
Product: thioredoxin-like protein AAED1, chloroplastic
Exons: 8
Coding region: 1-1056 (351 amino acids)
Biological process (GO): regulation of DNA-templated transcription
Molecular function (GO): DNA binding; DNA-binding transcription factor activity
Source: RefSeq, a predicted model, not a curated record
AUGGACAAUCAUAAUUCUUUUUGGACAUCAACAUCACUUGACUUUCCUGAACAAGAACUCAUGUUAGCUUCCAGAUAUCCCAAGAAGCCAGCGGGCCGAAAGAAGUUUAGGGAGACAAGACAUCCUGUUUAUCGCGGAGUUCGUCUGAGGGAUUCCGGAAAAUGGGUGUGCGAAGUUCGAGAGCCGAACAAGAAAUCAAGAAUUUGGUUAGGCACUUUUGCAACAGCCGAAAUGGCAGCUCGAGCUCAUGAUGUAGCGGCUUUAGCACUCAGAGGACGAUCUGCUUGCUUGAAUUUCGCUGACUCAUCGUGGCGGCUGCCAAUUCCAGCUUCGAGUGAUGCAAAAGAUAUUCAAAAGGCCGCGGCCGAAGCAGCAAAGGCCUUUGAGCCAAUGGAGACGAAGGUAGACGAGUCUAAACUUGAAAAUAACUCGGCCUCCGCCUCCGCCUCCGCCUCUGUCUCCGCCGCCACUGCCGAUUUCAGCGCGGAAAUCGGAGACGUACUUGGCGACGUUACAAUUUUCACCGCUGCUGGUGAGCCUCUCAUGCUUAAGAAUCUCUGGGACCAAAGCCAGGGAAUUGCUGUUGUUGCGCUUUUGAGGCAUUUUGGAUGUAUUUGCUGUUGGGAAUUUGCUUCAGAAUUGAAAGAGUCGAAAUCGAGAUUUGAAGCUGCUGGUGUUAAACUUAUUGCAAUUGGUGUUGGUACUCCUGAUAAAGCUCAAAUCCUGGCAGACAGGUUACCGUUUCCAAUGGAUUGCCUAUAUGCUGAUCCUGACCGCAAGGCCUAUGAUGUAUUGGGAUUAUACUAUGGCUUCGGACGGACAUUCUUCAAUCCAGCUAGUGUUAAGGUGUUCUCAAGAUUUAAUUCUCUACGCCAAGCUUUCAAAAACUACACCAUUGGAGCGACUCCAGAUGAUAGAAGUGGUGUCCUGCAGCAGGGAGGGAUGUUCGUCUUCAAAGGGAAGCAGCUACUAUAUGCUCGGAAAGAGGAAGGAACAGGAGAUCAUGCUUCCUUAGAUGAUGUCUUCGACAUAUGCUGCAAGUCUCCAGUUGCAUGAAGUUUUAAUGCAGCAAUCUUCCAAAAAUAGGGUAAUUACUUUGUGUAAAAAAUAUUGUCAAAAACAAAACUUUGUAUAAAAAAAAAUUAUGUCGUUUAUCUAUGAUAAUUCAUGGUUUGUAA